Selaginella moellendorffii is the source of this 2531-nucleotide messenger RNA. RefSeq names its product mediator of RNA polymerase II transcription subunit 16-like. Bases 284 to 1708 code for a protein of 474 amino acids. Gene Ontology annotation, cellular component: mediator complex. Gene Ontology annotation, biological process: regulation of DNA-templated transcription. The record is from RefSeq and is a predicted model, not a curated record. Lineage: Eukaryota; Viridiplantae; Streptophyta; Lycopodiopsida; Selaginellales; Selaginellaceae. The transcript has 12 exons.
GGGAAAACGAACAUAAUCGCCUGCGCCACGGAGACUUGUGCGAGAGAUCCAGGUUCUCGGCAGAAGCCUACGUUCUGGAUUCCAGUCCAUCUCGUCGAUCCUGAGAGGCCCACAGAGCACGCAAUCUUCAACGUGGUUGCUGACACUCCUUGUGAUUCCAUCGCCUUCAUCGAGUGGUCUCCUCCCAGCUGCGAGCGUGCGCUUUUAGUGGUGAAUUCUCGUAACCAUCCAAAGGCCCCUUGAAUGUGGCACGGGCAUUUAAUUGCUGGAAUUGUGAGCACGAAUGGAGGCAAGAUCAAGCAGUUGUCACGAAAUGGAUCACUCCACAGUAUUCGUACCAAUGGACGGAACUUCACCACUGUUUGAGGAAAGAUUCCUAGCACGUCAAGCUACAAUCUCUGCUAAAUGGCCGAAUUUUCUUUGUGCUUGCAUCGUUUUAUCGUCGGGUGUGGUGCAACUCCGAUGGCGGCGGUCGCCUCUCAAAGACUCCUCUACGCCAGUUUGGUACUCGUCAAGCAGAGGUGUUUUAGGAGCUGGGCCGAGUGGAAUCUAUGCUGCAGAUGUUAUCGUCAACGACGCUGGCUCCUUGAUAGUUGCAGGAGUGCCUAUCGGUAAUCCUUCUACAAUUGUCAUCUGGGAGAUCACUCCAGGCGUAUUUAAUGGUCAGCAGCUGAUGAAGCUUGGUGCGUCGCCUCUACCAUUUACUGCUCCUUCAUGGCCGGGGAUGGCAUCGUUGGCAGCGUAUCUUCUCAGUUGGCAGGAGCUUCGCGAGAAGGACCUUCCUGACAAGGAAGGUCCUUUGCUGCAGUGCUCGCCAAUUUCAAACUUGUCCGCCUACGUGAGUCCGGAGGCGUCCACUGGAUCGAAUGUAGCAGCUUGGGGAACCGGAGUGGCAGCAGUGGCAUUCGAUCCGGAAAAGCAAGGGACGGCGCUUCUUGUUGUGAUAGUUGAAGGACAAUAUAUGUCCCCAAAACAUCCUGAUGGAGGGCCUUCUAUGACCGGAUGGAAGUUUCAAAGGUGGGAAAGUUCACGGCAACAAGUGGCCAUACACUCUGUUUUUGAGGCAGGAGCUGCGAAUUACGGUGCUAUGUCGCAUCCUAUGGCUACAACAUGGAAAACAGUCGUGAACAAGAGCUUUCCUCAGACAAAGCUGGCCAUGUCGUAUAAUAAACGAGGGCGGGACGCUUCGAGCAGCAUGGAUACAGGUGACGCUGCGGCCGAGGAACAGGAAACAGAGCCUUUACCCGUCGUCAAGUGUAUCGCAAAAGUUCGCUUCAGCGGUCACGGGGGAGAAGUUGCGGUGGCACUCUUAGGUGGCGAAGUUCACUUGUUCUCUGGCCCUGGGCUGGUUCCGGUCGAGAACUUCUGCGUCCAAGUCGGGCUUUUGGUUGCAUCUCCAGCUCUAUCUGCUUCCGGUUGCUGCCUCUCAUGUGCCUGGCAUGACACAGACUCCGACACCAGCUUCUUGAAGAUUGUUCGUGUUCGAUCCCUUUCAUCAUCUGGGCCUACAACUGCGCCCCUGGAACGCCAGAUAGCCGACAGAUUUUGGUGGAGCUUGGUAACUCAACUUGAUUGGUGGGACGCUAUUGCGUACUCUCAAAGCGCUGCUGACGAAGGCCUAGUUUCUCUAGGGGCAAUUGCAGCGGUUCUAGAUUCAUUCUUUGCCAAAUGCAGGUCAUCGUCAGCAUUACGGUCUGGAUCACAUUAAGUGUAGGAUGUUAGAGGGGGCAGAUGCUGCUGAAGUAAGAGUACUUGUCCUUGAUCAGGCCAGAUUUUUCUUGGAAGUCCUAGGCAAAGGCAUAGAAGCAGCACUCGUUAAUCCUUCGACGCUUAUUCUCGACCAAGCACCCAGCGAAACUCCGACAGGUCUUGGCGGUGAAGCCAUGCUUGUUGAUCCAGCUCUCGUUCAUCAAAUUCAGUCUUACGUCGACGUGAUUUUGGAUCUAGCGUCUCACUUUUUGACCCGAUUGUGGAGAUACGCAAGCUUUUGCCGAACUCUUGCUGCUGUCAAAGCACCAAGCUCAAACGGUCCUCCCGCAGGAUCUCAGCCUCCAGCGCCAGCAGCAGCAGCAGCAGCAGCACCAGUUCCGACACCAGCAGCACCUCCAACGACAACACCACCAACCAGGAAACCAAGGAGGAACACGUCCUUUGAGACUGGGAAGUGGAAAUACUGGUCAAGGCUAUACAGCCGACGAGGUGAAAUAUUUAUUUCUCGUGUUGUUAGAUCUAUGCAAGAGAACAGCGCCGCUUGCUCAUCCGUUCCUCAUCGCGGAAGAAUGGAACAAGAGAAUCAUGUCCGGUGGACCUUGGUCCGAGAGACUGGAAAGCCUGGACAAGCACGAAAGGCCCAUGGAUUUGUGGCCUCGAAAGCGGAGGUUUGCAGAGCGAGACGCUGCUUGCGGUGUGGAAACCGCGGUUGGCUUGGGAAGCUACGCAGGUUUCAUGGGCUCCAGGCGGGACGUAGUGAUCUUAUUAGACUAGAGUUUACUUUUAUCCAGAUUAAGGUCAAAAUAAAGCAUUUGGUUAGG